Ruditapes philippinarum (Manila clam) is the source of this 3010-nucleotide messenger RNA. Its product is annotated as atrial natriuretic peptide receptor 1-like. Lineage: Eukaryota; Metazoa; Mollusca; Bivalvia; Venerida; Veneridae. Bases 281 to 2716 code for a protein of 811 amino acids. The record is from RefSeq and is a predicted model, not a curated record. Gene Ontology annotation, molecular function: ATP binding; peptide receptor activity; protein kinase activity. Gene Ontology annotation, biological process: receptor guanylyl cyclase signaling pathway; intracellular signal transduction; protein phosphorylation. Gene Ontology annotation, cellular component: membrane. The transcript has 20 exons.
ACUGUUCAAACAUUAUAACUGGACACAAGUUGUGAUAAUUUCGAAACGUAAGAGUAGCCAGAGACAUGUUUUCUGUGAUUAUUCCACGAGAUCAGUAGAAACAGCGUUCAGUGAGAAUGAUAUAAAAAUAGUUGAUUUCAUACCAAUAGAGGCUGAUAUAGCAGAUGGACAAAUAGACAUCGUUCUAAGCAGAGCGAAACAGCGGGCUAGAAUCAUUAUUCUAUGUACGGAGAUAACUUCUGACAGAAGGCGAAUUUUAGCACAUGCGCACCGGAAAGGUAUGACAGACGGAAGUUAUGUUUACCUUUUGCCCGAUCAUUUGCCGCCAGAAGAUAUAUCAACUCCGUGGAAGACAAGAAAUGAUAAUGACGUUGAAGCCAAAAUGGCGUUUACUUCUGCAUUCCAGAUAAGUGUUGCAGAAAUGGCGGGACCGGAUGUAGAGACGUUCCGUGACCUAGUUUCCGAGAAGAUGGCGCAUGAACCAUGGAACUACAAUUACACUAAAGAUAACAAUAUAAGGGGUUCGGAGUAUUCGGCGUUUCUUCAUGACGUUGUUUAUCUUUAUCUUAUCGUUCUGAAUGAGACUCUCGCCAAUAACGAGAACCCGCGGAACGGAACGCUCAUGUUUGAAAGAGCCAAGGGCAAAACGUUUCGAGGUAUGACAGGAAAUGUCAAAGUUGACGACAAUGGCGACAGGGAACCAGAUUAUUGGGUCUGGGAUCUGGUACCCGGUGCAACAGAAUUUCAUGUCGCAAUGGAAAUAUCCCUGACUUCUGCAGAUAGUGAGAAAAUUCAGACUCUUAAAGAAAUUGUAUGGGAAACAACAGAUGGUAAAGCUCCGCCUUCCACUCCAACAUGUGGGUUCUUAAAUGAGAACUGCCCACCUGAAAAAUCAAAUAUGGUAUUAACAAUUUCUAUUUUUACUGCCGUCGCCAUUGUCCUAGGUUCAGCUGCAAGUGUCACAGGCUACCUCUGGUACAGGAGAGCCAAGUUUGAUCGGGAAGUAGAACUUAAGUUGUGGACGAUAAAUGGCGAUGAUAUCCGAAUGUCCAAGGCCCGGUUCACAAACAGUAUAAGUCAGUUAAGUCUACGCAGCGUAGCAGGGUCAAAAUCUGCUGGUGACCGGAUAUCAGAUGUCACAGAUAAUCUCCAGUUAUUUUCCAAGAUUGGGUUCUACAAGGGGAUAGUUGUAGCCAUCAAAUGUUUGAACCCUCAGUGUAUAUCCCUAACACAGACUGAUUUACACGAACUAAAAGCGAUGCGAGAUCUACGGAAUGAGAACGUGAACACGUUUAUUGGCAUGUGUACUGAAGAAUGCAGACCUUGUUUACUAACAGCAUAUUGUAACAAAGGUAGUCUUGAGGACAUUAUUGAAAAUGAAGAUAUCAAGCUGGAUUGGUUGUUUAAGGUCUCGCUUAUAAAUGACCUUACAAAUGCACUUUACUAUAUUCAUUCGUCUCCGUUACGUUACCAUGGCAACAUUAAAAGCAGCAACUGUUUAGUUGACAACAGAUGGGUGCUAAAGGUGACUGAUUAUGGGCUUACAAGAAUGAGAAAUCUAAAUAGGCGUCGUAAUCUUACAGAAUACAAGUAUUAUACAGGUAUGUUUUGGACGGCACCGGAGCUCAUAGACAAUAGCAUGCAGAUACAUACGGGUACACAAAAAGCGGAUAUUUACGCGUUUAGCGUUGUCUUGUUCGAGAUUCUGUACAGACGAAGUCCAUACGAUACCGUUACAACCUCACCAGAAGAAAUAAUAAAACGCGUUCAAGCACGAGAGGUUCCGCCGUAUCGUCCUUCACAUUUUAAUGACGAGGCAGAAGACAGCAUCGAGAACGACUGGAAAGUGGGCUACAACACGAGAAAGAGGAUGAUCCAGUUACUGAACGAAUGUUGGUCGGAUAAUCCGGAAUGUAGACCGCCAAUGCCAGACAUUAGAUAUGUAACAAGAGAAUUAUAUGAAGGGAGGAAGGUGAAUAUAGUGGACAAUAUGGUUCUUAUGUUAGAAAAAUACGCUGUGAAUCUGGAGACUGUUGUAGAGCAGAGAACAGCCGCGUUAAUCGAGGAGAAACAGAAAACCGACACCCUACUUUACAGAAUGUUACCUACGACAGUUGCUGAAGAUUUGAAAUGUGGGAAAAUUGUCAGACCGGAAGUAUUUGAAAAUGUAACCAUAUAUUUUUCGGAUAUUGUCGGUUUCACUGCUUUGUCGUCAGAAAGUACUCCGAUAGAAAUAGUGGACUUUUUGAACGAUUUGUAUUCAGCAUUUGAUGCAAGAAUAUCACAACGUGAUGUCUACAAGGUAGAGACUAUAGGUGAUGCAUACAUGGUUGUCAGCGGCCUGCCUGUUAGAAACGACCACAGACAUGCCGAAGAGAUUGCUUUAAUGUCGCUGGACCUGCUAAAAUGUGCCAAAGAGUUUAAAAUAGAGCACAAGCCGGAAACAAUACUACAACUGAGGAUUGGUAUCAACACUGGACCAUGUGCAGCAGGUGUGGUCGGGAGAACUAUGCCACGGUACUGUUUAUUUGGCGAUACUGUAAACAUUGCAAGCAGAAUGGAGUCAACUGGUGAAGCAAUGAAGAUUCAUCUAAGCCAGAGCGCCAAGACAGCUCUCGACCUUUGUGACAAAUUUCAAACUGAAGUGAGGGGAUCAAUAGAAAUAAAGGGUAAAGGAAGUGAAAUGACGUACUGGUUGAUAGGAUCCAAAUGCUGAACUGUUGCUACGUAAGAGAAAUAUUUACGAUGACAACUUGUGAACAGCUCAACAGUCACAUAAACUACAACAACAACAACAACUACUGUUUUUAUUUCUAUUUAAUAAUAACCCAAUAUUAUUGAAAGACCCCUAUGGCAAUUCAUUAACUGACAAUUCAAUGCUAUGUUUUUGAACGAAAUAAAUAUGUUACUAAGCACCUGAAGUCUCCCUAGCCCACCGGUCCCUUUCCCGUACACGCUUGUCGCUAUGCCGAACGUUUUUGUUUAAUUAUCUUCUAUAAUGCAUUUAUUG